CACCAGACAGAGGCACAUCUGGCUGGGCACCAGACAGAGGCACAUCGGGCUGGGCACCGGAUCACCAGGCGGAGCGGCAGGCACCGGGCCACCAGGCGGAGCGGCGGGCACGGGCCCCAGGCGGAGAGACGGGCACCGGGCCACCAGGUGGGGCGGCGGGCACCGGGCCACCAGGCGGAGCGGUGGGCACCGGGCCCCCAGGCGGAGCGGCGGGCACCGGGCCCCCAGGCGGGGAGGUGGGCCCCGAGUCGUCUGGCAAGACCGCGGGCCCCGAGUCAUCUGGCAAGACAGCGGGCCCCGAGUCACCAGGCACGACAGUGGGCCCCGAGUCACCAGGCACUACAGCGAGCUCCGAGUCAACCGGCACGACAGCGGGCACCGGGUCAUCAGGUACGACAGCGGGCACUGGGUCAUCAGACAUUGGAUCGUCUUGCUCGACAGCGGGCAUCGGGUCACCAGGCACGACAGCGGGCAUCGGGUCAUCAGGCACGA
Molecule: messenger RNA, 492 nt
Organism: Staurois parvus
Lineage: Eukaryota; Metazoa; Chordata; Amphibia; Anura; Ranidae
Source: the annotation of a GenBank genome assembly